UAACUGCCCCAAAAUGAAAAUGAGGACAUUUGAGAAGGUGAUUUAAGGUGUGGACCUUUGGGAAAGCAUCCCAUUGAUUCAGUGAACCAAAGGAUAAAUACUGAAUAGAUUAAUCCUAAACACUUACUAUUUUUUACCCAGGAGGAUUUCAUCUUGACAGAAAAACUUACUCAUUAUGUAUUUUCUGAAAUUAAAAGAGAGAGACAAGAAUAGACUUAAAAUAGAUGAAAAUGUUUAGUAAAUAAGCAAUGUCAACUCUCUUUUGAUGAGGAUACUUCAGUGAUGUCAAAUCUUUUCCGAAUCCCUAGCUGUGGCUCUAAAAACAAGACUUUUUUUUGAUGGGACUGAUAUUAAGGGAAGUAGGACGUUUUGUGUAUUCAACUCACAGUUGUAGAACUUGCCAUCAUCAGCAUGUGUGGCUUAAAAGAGGAAAUAAAGAAGCUUUCAACUAAAUCCAAAAGUACAGUCAUUUUUCUGCUACUGUGAUUUUAAAGCCUCUUCAUAACCAUUGAAAAAGAGUUGACAACUGUUUUAAAAGAUUAAAGAAAGGCAGAUGUCUGCAAACAAUUCUCCUCCAUCAGCCCAGAAGUCUGUAUUACCUGCAAGUCUUCCUGCUGUGCUUCCAGCUCCUUCUCCAUGUUCAAGUCCUAAAACAGGACUCUCUGGGCGACUCUCUAAUGGAAGCUUCAGUGCGCCGUCACUCACCAACUCCAGAGGCUCAGUGCAUACAAUCUCAUUUCUCCUGCAAAUUGGCCUUACACGAGAAAGUAUUACCAUUGAAGCCCAGGAACUGUCUUUAUCUGCUGUCAAGGAUCUUGUGUGCUCCAUUGUUUAUCAAAAGUUUCCAGAGUGUGGAUUCUUUGGCAUGUAUGACAAAAUCCUUCUCUUUCGUCAUGACAUGAACUCAGAAAAUAUUUUGCAGCUGAUUACCUCAGCAGAUGAAAUACAUGAAGGAGACCUAGUGGAAGUUGUUCUUUCAGCUUUGGCCACAGUAGAAGACUUCCAGAUUCGUCCACAUACUCUGUAUGUACAUUCUUACAAAGCUCCUACUUUUUGUGAUUACUGUGGUGAAAUGCUCUGGGGAUUGGUACGUCAGGGCCUAAAAUGUGAAGGCUGUGGAUUAAAUUAUCAUAAACGAUGUGCCUUCAAGAUUCCAAAUAACUGUAGUGGUGUAAGAAAGAGACGUCUGUCAAAUGUAUCCCUGCCAGGACCUGGCCUCUCAGUUCCAAGACCCCUACAGACUGAAUAUGUAGCCCUUCCUACUGAAGAGUCGCAUGUUCACCAAGAACCUAGUAAGAGAAUUCCUUCUUGGAGUGGUCGCCCAAUCUGGAUGGAGAAGAUGGUAAUGUGCAGGGUAAAAGUUCCACACACAUUCGCUGUUCACUCUUAUACCCGUCCUACAAUAUGUCAGUACUGCAAACGGUUGCUGAAAGGCCUCUUUCGCCAAGGAAUGCAGUGCAAAGAUUGUAAAUUCAACUGCCAUAAACGCUGUGCAUCAAAAGUACCAAGAGACUGCCUUGGAGAGGUUACUUUCAAUGGAGAACCUUCCACUCUGGGCACAGAUACAGAUAUUCCAAUGGAUAUUGACAGUAGUGACAUGAACAGUGAUGGUAGUCGGGGCUUGGAUGACAUAGAAGAACCUUCUCCCCCAGAAGAUAAAAUGUUCUUCCUGGAUCCAUCUGACCUUGAUGUGGAAAGAGAUGAAGAAGCUGUUAAAACAAUCAGUCCAUCAACAAGCAAUAAUAUUCCGCUAAUGAGAGUUGUACAGUCCAUCAAGCACACAAAGAGGAAGAGCAGCACGAUGGUGAAGGAAGGGUGGAUGGUCCAUUACACCAGCAGGGACACCCUGAGAAAAAGGCAUUAUUGGAGACUGGACAGUAAAUGUUUAACAUUGUUUCAAAACGAAUCCGGAUCAAAGUAUUAUAAGGAAAUUCCACUUUCAGAAAUUCUCCGUAUAUCUUCGCCACAAGAUUUCACAAACAUUUCACAAGGCAGCAACCCACACUGUUUUGAAAUCAUCACUGACACUAUGGUAUACUUUGUUGGUGAAAACAAUGGGGACAGCUCUCACAAUCCUGUUCUUGCUGCCACUGGAGUGGGACUUGAUGUAGCACAGAGCUGGGAAAAAGCAAUUCGCCAGGCUCUCAUGCCUGUUACCCCUCAAGCAAGUGUUUGUACUUCUCCAGGGCAAGGGAAAGAUCACAAAGAUUUGUCUACCAGUAUCUCUGUAUCUAAUUGUCAGAUCCAGGAGAAUGUGGACAUCAGUACCGUUUACCAGAUUUUUGCAGAUGAGGUGCUUGGUUCAGGCCAAUUUGGUAUCGUUUAUGGAGGAAAACACAGAAAGACUGGAAGGGAUGUGGCUAUUAAAGUAAUUGAUAAGAUGAGAUUCCCCACAAAACAGGAAAGUCAACUCCGUAAUGAAGUAGCUAUUUUACAGAAUUUGCACCAUCCUGGGAUUGUAAACCUGGAAUGUAUGUUUGAAACCCCAGAACGAGUUUUUGUAGUAAUGGAAAAGCUGCAUGGAGAUAUGUUGGAAAUGAUUCUAUCCAGUGAGAAAAGUCGACUUCCAGAACGAAUUACUAAAUUCAUGGUCACGCAGAUACUUGUUGCUUUGAGGAAUCUACAUUUUAAGAAUAUUGUGCACUGUGAUUUAAAGCCUGAAAAUGUGCUACUUGCAUCAGCAGAGCCAUUUCCCCAGGUGAAGCUAUGUGACUUUGGUUUUGCACGAAUCAUUGGUGAAAAGUCAUUCAGGAGAUCUGUGGUAGGAACUCCAGCAUACUUAGCUCCUGAAGUUCUCAGGAGCAAAGGCUACAACCGUUCUCUAGAUAUGUGGUCAGUGGGAGUUAUUGUCUAUGUGAGCCUCAGUGGCACAUUUCCUUUUAAUGAAGAUGAAGAUAUAAACGACCAAAUCCAAAAUGCUGCGUUUAUGUACCCACCAAAUCCAUGGAGAGAAAUUUCUGGUGAAGCAAUUGACUUGAUAAAUAACCUACUGCAAGUGAAGAUGAGAAAACGUUACAGUGUGGACAAAUCUCUUAGUCAUCCCUGGCUACAGGACUAUCAGACUUGGCUUGACCUUAGAGAAUUUGAAACUCGCAUUGGUGAACGUUACAUUACACACGAAAGUGAUGAUGCCCGUUGGGAAAUACAUGCUUACACACACAACCUUGUAUACCCAAAGCACUUCAUUAUGGCUCCCAAUCCAGAUGACAUGGAAGAAGAUCCUUAAUUAUCAAUGAGCUAAUAACUUCAUUAAGGAAGGAUUUCAUGUUAUGGACUGAUAUUUUGCUGCAUAAGUGUUGUUCUCUGUAGAUUUGUCAUCUGAAAGGAUGCAAAGACAUGAGGAAAUACGAUAAGGAAACAGUGACACCAAUACUGUAGUUCAUAAUGAGUAGGUACAAGAGGGGAAACUGAGUAAUAAAAACAUAAUGGAACCCAAGGUGAAGCUUUUCAUAAAUUUUUAUAGCAUAAGCAAUAACUGGUUUUUGUAUUUUUUCCUAAUUGUCCAUUUUAGUACAAUAGUAGCACCUAGUUAUCUAUCUUCCCUUUCCUAUUCUUACGUUAUUUUUUUAAAAGGCAGAAAAGUCAAUCUAGAGUCCAGUUACUGCAUAGCUUGACCAAAUCAUACAAGAGUUACAAGGUUGAUUUCUAAACAGAUUUGCGCUUAAGUGCUGAGAGGCUACCAGCAUGCCUUUCCUAUAAACAUUUAUUUAACUGGCCAUAGAGACAUUGAGGGGGGUUUUCCUAGACCCCACGAAAGGGAGUCUAGGAAAACCCUGCUGCUCUACCUUUUUUAGGUCAGUCAAGACUCCAAAACGGUGAUCCCUACCCUUUUUGCAGUUGAAAUUCUCAAUAUGCUCUUCAG
Messenger RNA from Phacochoerus africanus (Common warthog), 3862 nucleotides. RefSeq names its product protein kinase D3 (gene PRKD3). Gene Ontology annotation, biological process: protein phosphorylation. Bases 554 to 3226 code for a protein of 890 amino acids. Gene Ontology annotation, molecular function: ATP binding; protein serine/threonine kinase activity. The record is from RefSeq and is a predicted model, not a curated record. Lineage: Eukaryota; Metazoa; Chordata; Mammalia; Artiodactyla; Suidae. The transcript is spliced from 18 exons.